AUGCCCCAGGCUAGUCCCGCACGAAGGCCUUUACUGAUGGGAAACAAGUUGUGUGGUACAGCAUACACGGUGAUGAGACGCUACCGAGGUCAAAAUCAGAUGAAGAUAGUAUACCGUCGAACGAUGGACUCGGCGGACGUGGUAGCAAAAUCUCGGUACGACAGGGUCCUCGGCACCCUAACCUCUCGAUGUGCCGCCACAGUUUUGGAGACGAUAUCGCGACCAAUCAACGUUGACGAAUCCUCUUCACUACAGAGGAAUAACUUUGGUCGUAAGAGUCGCUUUGCGAGUUCGAAGAUACUGAAGAGAAAUGUGUCUGAUAUAUUGUUCGCGGUCGGCUCACCGAAUUAUUCACAAACAGAGGCCAGCUCCCGAAUCCAUCGCAACGAAUUUAACACUGGAUGCGCCAGGAGGGUUGCCCAGGCCAUCCGCCUCAGAAACCAGAUCCUACAUCAGGCUCUUCUCUGCAUUUGGCGCAUGCCCCAGAAUCCAUGCAAGCACACUGUCGUGAAGUUUCCAUUGUACAAGAGGCGAGUUCUUGUCAGAGGAGAAGAGAAUAUAGAUCUGGAAGAAAUCAGAAGACGCUGCACAGAAGGGACAGGGGGGUUGUGGUUAGGAGGAAAUGACCAAACAGUAUUGAAGGGCGGGGCCUGUUUGAUGGGUAACCUUUUCGCAACCGUCGUCGCUGAACCUUACCGGAAACUCGAUUUACUAUUUCAAUGGAAAGGAAAGAUCUUGACCCUCGAGCAAUCAGACUUUGCAAUUGUCUUCUGCGCUCGAAAGUGGACUGUACCGUCAAAUUUGUGUUUCGAUGUGCCCGGCUUCUAUCGAUGUGGUGUAUGCUCUGAAGUCGACGUCUACCGCAAACUCCAAUCUAUCUCAGCUACAACACUACGAGACUCAUCUGUCCUUCGGACUGUCAUAUACCGGAAGAAGAGCGGCUUUGUGGUGACCAGAGAUUCAAUUAUCUCGACGGGGAGCUUCAUCAUGCCCUACAGUUUUGUUAGGAACGUAAUGGUGCUAAAGGACGGCCCGGUCAAGUGGUUUGAUUUUGAACAUUCGCUGGUGGAUCAUCGGGCACGGGAAGGCCUGUCAGAGGGACAGUUGGCUUCUGCCGUGCAGAGCCUGGAGCCAGGUGGUUUGGUUAUAUGACGAC
This is a messenger RNA of Desarmillaria tabescens, 1156 nucleotides long. RefSeq lists its product as uncharacterized. The record is from RefSeq and is a predicted model, not a curated record. The coding region runs from base 1 to 1152 and encodes 383 amino acids. The transcript has 9 exons. NCBI's taxonomy places the organism in Eukaryota, Fungi, Basidiomycota, Agaricomycetes, Agaricales, Physalacriaceae.